Molecule: messenger RNA, 2397 nt
Organism: Amborella trichopoda
Lineage: Eukaryota; Viridiplantae; Streptophyta; Magnoliopsida; Amborellales; Amborellaceae
Product: putative pentatricopeptide repeat-containing protein At5g40405
Biological process (GO): RNA modification
Molecular function (GO): zinc ion binding; protein binding; RNA binding
Source: RefSeq, a predicted model, not a curated record
CUCAAUAACCCAUCACAAAAAUUUGUCUUUGAUGUUGAAAAAUCCUCUAUAAUCUUAAAAAUGUAUGGAUACAUGGGAAAGAAAGGAAAAACAUUUCUAGGGCUAAACCUUUCCUCAUGUUGUCUGCAAUCUCUAUUUCUAAAGAUCAAAAUUCAUGAAUUUGAGAUGCAAGGGAUUCGCAAUAAUUUGGAUGUGUUUGGGGUUCUAAACUCUUGAAACUCGACAUAAGCUUUUCCCGGUCCGAAAAGCUUCGUUUCAGUGUUAGAACUGAAAGUGGCGGGAAGAGAGAGAGACCCUUGGAUUUUGGAAGCCACAGUAGACUUCGGUUGAGAGAGAGAAUGUAAGACUGCUCAGUUAGAGAGAGAGAGAGAGAGAGAGAGAGAGAGAUGUAGCUCACGGAAAAGGAAAACAACAUUGCCUUCUGGUCAGAGAAGAAUGGCAGCUCUGAGAUCAAUCUCCAAGCACCCAAUUCUUCUCCUUGAGUCCUGCUCUUCCAUGGCUCACUUCAAGCAAAUCCUUGCCCAAACAAUCACAACCACCAUCAUCCAGGACGCUUUUCAUGCCGGAAAACUCAUAGCCUUUUGCGCACUCUCGGACUCACUGAACCUCGAUUAUGCGCGCUUGAUUCUCUCUCUCACCAAAGAACCCACCAUUUUCUCUCUCAACACCAUGAUCAGAGCUUACUCCAAGAGCUCCACACCUGAAGAAGGUCUCUCUCUAUACCACCACAUGAAGAAAACCGGAGUCCCUCCUGAUAAUUUCACCUUCACAUUUCUAGUGAGAACUUGCACUCAAAUUUCAUCAAUUGGGUAUGGAAAAGUAGUCCAUGGAUCAGCUAUAAAGCUCGGUUUUGAGCUUGAUGGCCAUGUAGAGAGUGCUCUCAUCCAUAUGUAUGCGAAUUUUGGCCAUGUUGAAUCUGCCCGUCAAUUGUUUGGUAAAAGCCCGGAUCCCGACAUUGUCGCUUGGACGGCCAUGAUCGGUGCAUGGGCUAAAUGCAACGACCUCGAUCGUGCGAGGGAGUGCUUUGACCGAAUGCCUCGGAGGGAUUCCAUAGCGUGGAAUGCCAUGAUAACUGGUUAUGUCCAUGCUGGUUAUUCAAGAGAGGCUUUGAGCCUUUUUGAUGAUAUGCAAAGAGAUGGGGUGAGGCCUAAUGAGGCCACAAUGGUCUCAGUUUUAUCAGCUUGCUCUCACCUUGGUGCAAUGGAUCAAGGAAAGUGGGUUCAUGUCUAUAUAGAGAAACACAGGCUUAAGCUCACUGUUACACUGGGAACUGCACUGAUUGAUAUGUAUGCUAAGUGUGGGAACAUAGAUAGAGCCAUGGAGGUCUUUUGCAGAAUGCAAGAGAAGAAUGUGUUCACAUGGAGUAGCAUGAUGGGUGGGAUGGCCAUGCAUGGCCACGGCGAUGCAUGCAUCGAGCUCCUUGGCAGGAUGAGAGAGGCUGGUGUAGCCCCGAAUGAGGUCACAUUUGUGGCUCUUCUGCAUGGUUGUAGUGUUAAUGGAUCGGUGGAGAAGGGGCGAGAGUUCUUCAAUCAAAUGGUGGGGGUUUACCGUAUAGAACCGAAAGCCGAGCACUACGGGUGCAUGGUCGAUCUCUAUGGGCGUGCUGGUCUCUUAUCGGAGGCCGUGGGUGUCAUACAUGGUAUGCCAUUUGAUCCCCAUGCUGGUGCAUGGGGUGCUCUUCUUGGUGCUUGUAGGCUUCACAAGAACUUAGUGCUGGGUGAAUAUGCAUUGAACAAAAUUAUAGAGAUAGAGUCCCAUCAUGAUGGGGCUUAUGUGCUUCUAUCCAACAUGUAUGCAGCUUCAAACCAGUGGGAUGGAGUUUCAGGCCUGAGGAGCUUGAUGAGAGAGAGAGGAGUGAGAAAGGAACCUGGUUGUAGUGUGAUUGAAGUGGAUGGGGUGGUUCAUGAGUUCUUUGUGGGAGAUAGAUCACACCCUAAUUUCAGAGAGAUUGAAGCUAAGUUGGGGGAGAUUUGGGGGAGGUUAAGAUUAGAAGGAUAUAUGCCAAACACAACCCAAGUGUUGUUUGAUAUAGAGGAAGAAGAGAAAGAGGACUCUCUCUCUAGGCACAGUGAGAAGCUUGCCAUUGCUUUUGGGUUUAUCAGCUUGGGACCAGAGGUUCCGAUUCGGAUAGUGAAGAACCUCCGAGUGUGCACUGACUGUCACGACGUAACGAAGCUCAUGUCCAAGGUUUUUGGCCGGGAAAUUGUAGUGAGGGAUCGGAACCGUUUCCACCAUUUUAGAGAUGGGACAUGUUCAUGUAUGGAUUAUUGGUGACUAGCCUUGCUCCACCUAACAUUGAUUCCUACUUAAAUUUGGUGGUACAGUUGAUCAUUGAGAGAGAGAGAGAGCAGGAUUCUUGGACCUUUUAGAAGAGAAACAUAUACUAAAUUUAUCCGC